Molecule: messenger RNA, 1363 nt
Organism: Anopheles cruzii
Lineage: Eukaryota; Metazoa; Arthropoda; Insecta; Diptera; Culicidae
Exons: 5
Coding region: 315-1064 (249 amino acids)
Source: RefSeq, a predicted model, not a curated record
CCGCGCUCUUUCGACAGCAAAACAAACAAACAAACAGAACACCGCACCACCAGAAGUGUGUUUUGCAAACAUCAACCCUCCAAACCAGUGGUUUAGUGCCAAUUGCGUGCGGUGACCGAAAGUGAAGUGAGACUCGGUAGAAAGCGAAACGCACUGAUAUAGGAAGUGUCAACAUAAUUCAAUUGAAAACAAUCCACAACCGCCAGAAAGGGCCCCGUCCGCACGUCCGGCUUGAAGUUUAGAGUGGCCCCUCCCGGUUGGUGAUUGUAAAUUUUUGUGCGUUGUCCCUGUUCCGGCACAUAACUAACGACACCAUGCUGAAGUUCACCGUCGUCGCCAUUGGUGCGCUGGUCUGCAUCGCGGGUCUCGCUGUGGGGCAGGAAAUUCCGCCCUACAUCAAACAGUGCCGCCGGUCGGAUCCGGAGCUGACGGAUUGCCUCAAGGGAUCGCUGCAACACUUGCGACCCUAUCUGGCCAGGGGCAUCCCCGAGAUUAAGCUACCCUCGGUAGAGCCGUUCGUGAUGGAUCAGCUGUCACUGCAGCUGACCGGCGGACCUCAAGGAUACCGGAUCAACCUGAAGAACAUGGAAGUGUUCGGUGCCAGCAAUUUCACCGUGCGCUCGAUCAAACUUGUCGACGGCAACAAGCCAUUCGAGGCCCGGCUCACCAUCCCGCGGCUGCAGAUCCACGCCAAGUACACCAGCAGCGGCGUGCUGAUCAUCAUUCCUGCCAGCGGUUCCGGUGAUUUCGAUGCCGUGUUCGAUGGUGUGACCGCCGAGGUCAAGGGCCUGGUGUCGACGAGCGAAAAGCCGACCGGAACGCAUCUGCGCGUGGAGAAGCUCGAUCUCAACCUGGCGAUCAAGAAGCCGCGUCUGAGCGUGUCGAAGAUCUUCAACAACAACCGCAUCCUGACGGAAGCCACCAACCUCUUCCUGAAGGAGAACGGCCACGAAGUGUUGCGCGCACUGCAGCCACAGCUCCAGAAGAAGCUUUCCGGUGAAUUCACCGGCAUCGCCAACCAGCUGCUCGACAACGUCCCGAUUCACUUCUUCCUUGUGGACUAAGGCCGUCGCGUUGACCCGAUUGGUGAAGGCACUUUGUGAUACCCGCUGUUUAGUGUUAAGGCCCGAAUUCCCGCAUGUGCAGUACUUUUACAUUUUCCUAAGGCGGUUGGCUAGAAAGCGUGAGAUGGGCAGAGGAGCAAAAUCGAACGAAAUGGUGGUGACGCCUAGUCGCCCUCGCGACACGGAGUGGAUUUCAAAUAAGAAGGCCGGUCCGGUUGAUUGGCGAGCCCCGGCGAGCGAAACUGCACCCAAGGAGAGCCGUACCAUUUUGUAACACAUCUGACAUUUAUAUGCAGUAC